Manis pentadactyla (Chinese pangolin) is the source of this 4506-nucleotide messenger RNA. RefSeq names its product ring finger protein 40 (gene RNF40). NCBI's taxonomy places the organism in Eukaryota, Metazoa, Chordata, Mammalia, Pholidota, Manidae. The record is from RefSeq and is a predicted model, not a curated record. Gene Ontology annotation, cellular component: HULC complex; nucleus. The coding region runs from base 435 to 3440 and encodes 1001 amino acids. Gene Ontology annotation, molecular function: metal ion binding; ubiquitin protein ligase activity. The transcript is spliced from 20 exons.
GUUGACCAAUCAGUGAGAGGGCGAUGCGCGUGCGUAAUAAGCCGCAGACCCCACCCCCGUGCCCUCUGCAGCGGUAAUAGGCAGGCGAUGUCAGGGCUCGGGAGUGGAAGUGUGGGGUCAGUUACUACGGGACCUAAACGCUGGCCAAUCGCCGAGAGAAGGAGGAGGCCUUUCGGAAGAAACCACACAGGAGAGGCGGGACAAGGCGGGACCAAUAGAAAAAGGAAAUGAAGUUUCGCCACAUCCGGCACUGCCUCUGGCGCCUGCGCUCGAUGCUGGGGAGGCUGACGCCGACCUGUGAAGUGCAAGAUGGCGGUGCUAGGCUGAUCCUGCUGCUGCUGAGGGGCCCAGGGCAGUCGGGGGUGACAGAAGUGCCGUCUCCGCCUGUCUGACGUCCCUCGGGAGACCCUGCGCUGCACCUUGCUGCCGCAGCCAUGUAUGGGCCUGGCAACAAACGAGCCGCUGGAGACGGGGCAUCGGGACCCCCAGAGAAAAAGCUGAACCGUGAGGAGAAGACCACAACCACGCUUAUAGAGCCCAUUCGGCUUGGAGGCAUCUCUUCCACGGAGGAAAUGGACCUGAAGGUUCUGCAGUUCAAGAACAAGAAACUAGCAGAGCGGUUGGAACAGAGGCAGGCUUGUGAAGAUGAACUCCGAGAACGAAUUGAGAAGCUGGAGAAGCGGCAGGCCACAGAUGAUGCCACACUUCUCAUUGUCAACCGCUACUGGGCCCAGCUGGAUGACACUGUGGAAGCCCUUCUCCGACACCAUGAGAACCAGGGGGAGCUGUCUUCAGGGACAGAGGCGCCUCUAACCCAGGAGGGCCCAACACAUGAUGAGACCCCUCUCACAGAGCCAGGGACAUCAGAGUUGAGGGAACCUUUGCCAGUGCAGCUGCGGCCGCCUCUCAGUGAGCCAGCCUUGGCUUUUGUGGUUGCUCUGGGUGCCAGCAGUAGUGAGGAGGUGGAGUUGCAGCUGCAGGGCCAGAUGGAGUUCUCUAAGGCAGCUGUGUCCCGUGUGGUAGAGGCCUCAGACUGCCUACAGCGUCAGGUGGAGGAACUCUGUCAACGAGUAUACAGCCGAGGGGAUAGUGAGCCCCCCAGCGAGGUGGCUCGGGCACGCACCCGGGAGCUGGGACGUGAGAACCGGCGGCUACAGGACUUGGCCACCCAGCUACAGGAGAAGCACCACCGCAUCUCACUGGAGUAUUCUGAGCUCCUGGAUAAAGUGACAUCAGCAGAAACUAAGGUGCUGGAGAUGGAGACAACGGUAGAGGACCUACAGUGGGAUAUUGAGAAGUUGCGCAAGCGUGAGCAAAAGCUCAAUAAGCACCUGGCAGAGGCCUUGGAGCAGCUCAACUCUGGCUACUAUGUGUCUGGGAGCUCAUCAGGCUUCCAGGGGGGCCAGAUCACACUCAGCAUGCAGAAGUUUGAGAUGUUGAAUGCAGAGUUGGAAGAAAACCAAGAAUUAGCCAACAGUCGCAUGGCAGAGCUAGAGAAGCUGCAGGCUGAACUUCAGGGGGCUGUGCGGACCAAUGAGCACCUCAAGGUGGCGCUACGGAGCCUCCCUGAGGAAGUGGUUCGGGAGACAGGGGAGUACCGAAUGUUGCAGGCCCAGUUCUCGCUGCUCUACAAUGAAUCACUGCAAGUGAAGACCCAGCUGGAUGAGGCCCGGGGGCUACUGCUGGCCACCAAGAACUCCCACCUGAGACACAUUGAGCACAUGGAGAGUGAUGAGCUGGGGCUGCAGAAGAAGCUACGCACAGAGGUUAUCCAGCUGGAGGACACACUGGCCCAGGUACGCAAGGAGUAUGAGAUGCUGCGCAUCGAGUUUGAACAGAACCUGGCAGCCAAUGAGCAGGCAGGGCCUAUCAACCGUGAGAUGCGCCAUCUAAUCAGCAGCCUCCAAAACCACAACCACCAGCUAAAGGGGGAUGCCCAGCGGUACAAGCGGAAGCUGCGGGAAGUGCAGGCUGAGAUUGGCAAGCUCCGGGCCCAGGCCAGUGGCUCUACCCACUCCAUCCCCAACCCGGGCCACCUGGAGGACUCCAGCCUCAGUGCCCCAGCCCCAGGGAAAGAAGAGGGUGGGCUAGGCUCUGUCAGUUUCCCUGAUGGUAGAAAGGAAAUGGCUUCAGUGCCUGGUGCCACCACUCCCACCACCUCAGUGAAGAAGGAGGAGCUGGUCCCCUCUGAGGAAGAUGUCCAGGCCAUAACCACGGGAUCCCAGGGCCCCACCUCCCGGGGCCGAGAACCUGAGGCCAGGCCCAAGCGGGAGCUUCGGGAGCGGGAAGGGCCUGGCCUAGGACCCCCAACUGUGGCCUCAGCUCUAUCAAGGGCUGAUCGGGAGAAGGCCAAAGUGGAGGAGGUGAAGAGGAAGGAGUCAGAACUCCUCAAAGGUCUCCGAGCAGAGCUCAAGAAGGCCCAGGAAAGCCAGAAGGAGAUGAAGCUCCUGCUAGACAUGUACAAGUCAGCACCCAAGGAGCAACGGGAUAAGGUGCAGCUCAUGGCAGCUGAACGUAAGGCCAAGGCUGAGGUUGAUGAACUGCGGAGCCGCAUCCGGGAACUGGAGGAGAGGGAUCGAAGGGAGAGCAAGAAGAUUGCAGAUGAGGAUGCCCUGCGGCGCAUUCGGCAGGCAGAGGAGCAGAUAGAACACCUGCAGCGCAAGUUGGGUGCCACCAAGCAGGAGGAGGAGGCUCUGCUGUCAGAGAUGGAUGUGACAGGGCAGGCUUUUGAGGACAUGCAGGAGCAGAAUGGACGGCUGCUACAGCAGUUGCGGGAAAAGGAUGAUGCCAACUUUAAGCUGAUGUCAGAGCGGAUCAAGGCCAACCAGAUUCAUAAGCUACUGCGGGAGGAGAAGGAUGAGUUGGGCGAGCAAGUUCUUGGCCUCAAGUCCCAGGUGGAUGCCCAGCUGCUGACAGUGCAGAAACUGGAGGAAAAAGAACGGGCCUUGCAAGGUAGCCUUGGGGGUGUGGAGAAGGAGCUGACACUGCGCAGCCAGGCCCUGGAGCUCAAUAAGAGGAAGGCUGUGGAAGCAGCCCAGCUGGCUGAGGACUUAAAGGUGCAGCUGGAGCAUGUGCAGACACGGCUUCGAGAGAUCCAGCCUUGCCUGGCAGAAAGCCGGGCUGCUCGAGAAAAAGAAAGCUUCAACCUAAAGAGGGCUCAGGAGGAUAUCUCACGACUACGGCGCAAGCUGGAGAAGCAGAGGAAGGUGGAAGUUUAUGCAGAUGCUGACGAAAUCCUCCAGGAGGAGAUCAAGGAGUACAAGGCGCGGUUGACCUGCCCCUGCUGUAACACCCGCAAGAAGGAUGCAGUCCUUACCAAGUGCUUCCACGUUUUCUGCUUCGAGUGCGUGCGGGGCCGCUAUGAGGCCCGCCAGAGGAAGUGCCCCAAGUGCAACGCAGCCUUUGGUGCCCACGACUUCCACCGUGUCUACAUCAGCUGAACCCGUAACUCAGGGGACUUUGGAAUACCCAUGGACCCUGGGGGCUGUGCUUCCAGUCCUUCCUCUGCCCACAUCCAGUUGCCCCCACCCUCCAUUCCAAAUUCUGUGGACCCAGCCCCUCUGUACUUGGGUGGUUUGGGGGCCCCAGUGCAUGCCAGUGGGAGUGGGAUCAGCCAAGCUCAGUUCUACCUUUCCUAUGGUCACAGCUUUAGCCUAAGGGGCACCCGUACUGCAGGAAGGGUCUGCUAUGAGAGGUUUGAGGGGCCCAGAAACUCAACUGAGUCUCCUGGAAGCUGGCCCUAACCUUUCCCAACUAUUUCCAUGGGCCCACCCUAGCCCAAAGGGGAAAAUUCUCCCUACCUCCCUGAGAGGAAGCUCACUUGCUGCUUACAUACCCACAAAUGAGGAUCACAGGUGGACCAGAUCCCCAGCCCCUUGCUCUGAAACAGCUCUGGGCCCCAGGGAGACUUUCUUCACCCACUGCCUCCCAGGCCUGAGCAGGGCUUCCCUUCUGUGGAGUUCCCUGGGCUCUUUAGUCUGGCUGUUGUGCUAAGGGAUGAAGGAGGUACCCCCUUGGCAGGGCACUGGCCUGUUCCUCUGGGAAGCUCUAUAUUGCUGCAGUCACCCUGCCUUCAUCUUGGGAAUGCUGAACCAAGAUCAUCAGGUUAUAUUCUUAUCAGGUCCCUCCCAAUCUCUCUCACUCUCAAGCCCACUUACCCCCACCUCAUGCUUCCCAAGACUUCACUGGGUCCCCAGUCCUGACCCUGCUUUUGUCCUGGUGGUCUCAAUUGUAGUGGAGGUGAAACUUCCAGCAGGGAAGAAACAGACUAGCCACUGGGCCAACUUCCAGUCAUUCCAGGUAGAAGAGCUUCAUCUAACACCCUAUGACUGAGCCCCCCAUUAUACUUCUGUGCUGCCUGCCCAAGCAAACUCCAGGGCCUGGAAGGUAGAGCUGCUGACAGGUGCAAGGGUCCACCUAGACCCACACCCCCUGCUCUGGAGAAGUCUUGUGUAGGCUGUUAAUUGUUAUGAAUAAAUGUCCAACCCUCAGGCUGUGGUCCCAGUA